Messenger RNA from Centruroides sculpturatus (bark scorpion), 1329 nucleotides. RefSeq names its product ADP-ribosylation factor-like protein 8B. NCBI's taxonomy places the organism in Eukaryota, Metazoa, Arthropoda, Arachnida, Scorpiones, Buthidae. The record is from RefSeq and is a predicted model, not a curated record. Gene Ontology annotation, cellular component: lysosomal membrane. The coding region runs from base 100 to 660 and encodes 186 amino acids. Gene Ontology annotation, molecular function: GTP binding; GTPase activity. Gene Ontology annotation, biological process: protein transport; anterograde axonal transport. The transcript is spliced from 6 exons.
UCGUAUUUAAAAGUUAAGUCACAUGAUUGUAAUCAUAUGAUUGUGAACGACUUUCAAAUUAUUUUGUUAAGAAAUUAAUACUAAAAGAAGGAGGAAAUUAUGUUGGCUUUCAUAAAUAGAAUUUUUGAUUGGUUUCGAAGCCUUUUCUGGAAAGAGGAAAUGGAAUUGACUUUAAUUGGUUUGCAAUAUUCGGGAAAAACAACGUUUAUCAAUGUUAUAUCUUCCGGCCAAUUUUGUGAAGAUAUGAUUCCUACAGUUGGAUUCAAUAUGAGAAAAGUUACAAAAGGAAGUGUUGUCAUAAAGAUUUGGGAUAUUGGUGGUCAGCCAAGAUUUCGAAGUAUGUGGGAAAGAUAUUGUCGAGGAGUGAAUGCCAUCAUUUAUAUGGUUGAUGCGGCUGAUCAUGGGAAGAUUGAAGAGUCACGAAAUGAACUUCAUAGUUUAUUAGAAAAGCCACAACUCUCUGAAAUUCCUGUUCUGGUUUUGGGUAAUAAGAGUGAUCUUCCAAAUGCCUUGAAUGAAAAACAGAUUAUUGAGCAAAUGAAUCUUUCUGCUAUUCGAGAUAGGGAAGUUUGUUGUUAUUCGAUAUCCUGCAAGGAAAAAAAUAACUUAGAUGUCACUCUGAAGUGGUUAAUUCUGCAUUCUAAAUCUAGUCAAAAUUAAAAUAUUUAAUUGAUGGAAAUCAAGAAAAAUAUUACUUUAUCUAAUUACAAAAAUUAAGCAUUACAAGUAAUUAAUUUCAUAAUGAAAUUACAAAAUGCAUUCUGUAUACAUCAGUGUAUAGUUCAUACUUUGUGAAUAGAUGUUAAGAAAAGUAAUUGUACUGUACCUCUGAAAAUGGAUGAUCAGUCAACAUGAUUAAAGUAUACAGUAACCAUUGAGUGAUUUGGUAAUAGCAUACCAUAAAUGAAUGAAGGAGGAAAUAUAUAGAAUUCAAUGAAAAAUGAUAUUUACAUAUAGUUAUCCUAUUUUAUAGAAGACCAAUUGAAAUGAUAGAUGAUAUUCUGAAGGCAUAAAAACUGAACUUUGAAUAUUAGUAAGGUAAUGAUUUUUGCAAUUUAUUUGUAUCCUGGAAAGCAAGUAAAAUAUAUAAGCAAUAAUCAUGUAUAAUUUCUAUGGUGAGUGCAAAAUCAGUAAGUAUUAAUAUUAAUAAAAUUAACUUGUUGGAAUGCCAACUAGAAUUGUAAAAGUGUUCUUUUAACUUAUCUGGUUCCUUUUUCAGUUUCAAAUAAUUAAAUUUUACUUAAAUGUUUUGUUUGACCAUGAAUUUUGGAAUUUUGUUUAAUCAGUGAAUUCAUAUUUUUACAAUAAUAGAAAAUUUUAAUCAUUUUG